Molecule: messenger RNA, 1440 nt
Organism: Aspergillus clavatus NRRL 1
Lineage: Eukaryota; Fungi; Ascomycota; Eurotiomycetes; Eurotiales; Aspergillaceae
Gene: trm5
Product: tRNA (guanine) methyltransferase
Exons: 1
Coding region: 1-1440 (479 amino acids)
Biological process (GO): tRNA N1-guanine methylation; mitochondrial tRNA methylation
Cellular component (GO): mitochondrial matrix; cytoplasm
Source: RefSeq, a predicted model, not a curated record
AUGGACCCCAUGAGCGACUCCAAUUCGCUCCGCAGCAGCGACCUCCCCGAAAUGUUUCGACCCCCGGUGAACCGCGCGAUGCGCGUCCUCGACCGCUCGUUCUUCCGCAAGACGAUCCCGCUCUCGGCCGCGACGGUGUUUCAGAACUCGGAUAUCUCGAAGGUGCGCGGCGAGUUACACAAGAGCAAGGAUCUGCUGACGCUGCCGCGGCUCACGUCCAUCCGGGACGUGGCCGAGCAGGACGGCGGGCAGGUGAAGAAGGCGCUGCUGCUGCGCGAGGAGAUCAAGCAUGACGAGGCGGCGACGUGGUCGCCCACGAUCAACGAGUUGGUGGAGAAGGGGAAGGUCGGGCUGCGGCCGUAUGAGCUGACGCUGGACUACGAUUACUGGACGUAUGCGGACAUCAUCUCGUCGAUUCUGCCGGAGGACGAGCUGCAGGAGAUCCCGCAGGGGUUCACGCAGGUGGGGCAUGUGCUGCAUCUGAACCUGCGUGAGCAGUAUCUGCCGUACAAGCAUCUGAUUGCGGAGAUCCUCAUGGAUAAGAACAAGGCGGUGCGGACGGUGAUCAACAAGACGGAGGAUGUGGGGUCGCAGAGCCAGUUCCGCACCUUCCCGUUUGAGCUGCUGGCGGGUGAGAAUGACUUGAAUGUCGUGCAGCACGAGCAGGACUGUGAGUUCCGCUUCGACUAUGCGCGCGUGUACUGGAACAGCCGUCUGGAGACGGAGCACCGGCGGCUCGUGGAGAAGUUCAACCAGGGUGAGAUGGUGUGCGAUGUGAUGGCGGGCGUAGGCCCGUUUGCCGUGCCAGCGGGCCGCAAGAAGAUCUUUGUCUGGGCGAAUGACCUCAACCCGCAUGGGUACGAGGUCAUGCAGGACGCCGUCAAGCGGAAUAAGGUGGAGGGGUUCGUCACGCCGUUCAACAAGGACGGCCGCGAGUUCAUCCGUUGGUCUGCGCAGGAGCUGCUUGAGGCCGAACCCGUGACCAUCACGAUUCACCCCAAGGUGCGGCGGGACAAGAAGACAGGGAAGCGAGUGGAGCAGGCGCCGCCGCCCCAUCCGGAAGAGUAUCACCGGCCCCUGUUCUUCGACCACUACGUGAUGAAUCUUCCAGCGACGGCGAUUGAGUUCCUCGAUGCGUUUGCCGGAGUCUACGCGGGCAAGGAGUCGCUAUUUGCCCCGCAGACUUCUCAGCGCCUGCCCAUGGUUCAUGUGUAUUGCUUCUCGGGCCAUUCGGAGAAUGAGUUGGACGACCACAUCGACAUCUGCCAGCGCAUCUCCGAGCGAAUCGGCUACACCAUCACGCCGGAAGAUCGGGUCGGCGGCAGUGGGAACGAGAGCCUGGAGUUGUCCAUCCACAAUGUCCGACUGGUCAGUCCUAAGAAGCAGAUGUUCUGCGCUAGCUUCCGCCUGCCUGCCGAGGUUGCCUUUCGGAAAAUAUGA